Scophthalmus maximus (turbot) is the source of this 1804-nucleotide messenger RNA. It is a transcript of the gene tfpia, whose product is annotated as tissue factor pathway inhibitor a. Gene Ontology annotation, biological process: negative regulation of peptidase activity. NCBI's taxonomy places the organism in Eukaryota, Metazoa, Chordata, Actinopteri, Pleuronectiformes, Scophthalmidae. Gene Ontology annotation, cellular component: extracellular region. The record is from RefSeq and is a predicted model, not a curated record. Bases 83 to 940 code for a protein of 285 amino acids. The transcript has 7 exons. Gene Ontology annotation, molecular function: serine-type endopeptidase inhibitor activity.
ACACUCAGCUUCAGCCCUUCAACUUGAUGAAGUUUCACUCUGAACUUUACAUUCAGCGCGGAUCAGUCGUCCGUUCAGCAGCAUGGCACCGUUGAGCAAGUGGUGGAUUUUGUGUGCCUUCUCCCUCUCCUGCGUCGCCCGUUUCGGGUCUUGCAGAAGAGACAGACAAGGUGGAGCACCACCUGAGCUCUUCAUCUUCAAUGAGUUGUGCGCCUUUAAGGACGAGCCGGGGCCUUGCAAAGCCAUUAAGGAGAGAUUCUUCUUCAACGUGGACUCGGGACACUGCGAACUGUUUGAGUAUGGAGGCUGUGGGGGGAACGCAAACAAUUUUCUGACCCUGGAAGCAUGUGAGGAAACGUGUGUUGUCUCAGACGACAAGAACCCGUGCCAUUUGCAAGAGGCUCCUGGUCCCUGUCGGGGGCUCGUCACACGCUACUUCUUUGACAGCAAGAGUCAGCAGUGCAAGCAGUUCUUCUACGGCGGCUGCUUUGGCAACGCCAACAAUUUCAGGAGCAUGGCGGAGUGCCAGGCGAAAUGUCAGAGCCCAGCAAAACCCACUGUGGCCCCAGAAAUCCAUACACAAUCUGCUGGAAGAGUUGAUGCCCUCCAGCCAAUCAUAAUAACUGAGGAACUGGCUGUACUCCAACCUCAAGUGCAACUGAAUGACACUAUUCAAGAGACGGAAGAGUCAAAGCCUAAAGGGGUGUGCUUCAGUCCCGUGGACACGGGGACAUGUGACGGUGCAGAGAAGAGGUUCGCGUACAACCCCAAGACCAAGAGGUGCCAGGUGUUUCACUACAGCGGAUGCGGAGGAAACGAGAAUAACUUCACGUUCCGGAAGCACUGCAUCAAAAAGUGCAUCAGGGGCAGAAAGGACGGGAAGAUGAUGAUCAGAAUAAGGAGGAAAAACAUAGGCAACAUUGUCCAUCUCACAGUCUGAACACCGGGCGCUGCUUCAUAUCCUGCACUACUGUGGCGUCACGUGUAUUUAUGUCCAUAUUUUAUUUCUGGCUUUACUCGUGCUGCUGUUUCGCAGUGCAAACAGCACUUGCGUAAGACUAACCUCUAGUGCACAUGAAUUUACUUUGAAUCAUUGUGUGCACUGUUUUAAUAUAUCAUUGACAAAAGAUGGAUGUUUUGCUCAUGUCUAAUAUAGCAGCUCUCUUAACUCACGUCACUGUUUUGCAUAUCAGCGCUUUUGUUUACAAAUAUCAUAUGUCUCUUAAAUUUGACAGUUUCAGAGCUCUGUUAAUCAGCGUACUGAUUUAAACAUGUGACUGUCAAGACAUACAAAAUGAAUGUCUCUGCUGCACACUGACUGUGCAUAUACAAUAACUGAUUCCUUUCUACGGUUGAUUUUGGUGAAGCCUCGCUAUUGUUUAUCAAUGCGAAUAAAAACAUUAGCAGAUUAAAGUGGUGUACGACACUUGUUCCGGGAUCAAUGACAACAGCACCGAAUGCUCUCAAGCAAACCCAUUAAUCGAGUGGACCGUGUCCUCGCGGCUGUAAAUCCAUGUGAACAAGGUAAUGACGGCUUAAUUCUUCAGCCUAUUAAACUGGAACUGUUUUUUUUAUGGUGUUUUUUACCCUCCUGUUAAAUCGAUUUUAUGCAACUUUAUAAAUCACUUUUGCUAUAUUGCUGGUGUUGUUGUUUUGUUUGUUAAGAGGAAACAGCAGGGGGCAGUGUUGUGUAGAGUAAGUUUUCAGCACUGGUUCGAACAAUAUUUACUUUACUGUCUUUGUUUUAUUGCUGUAAAGAGAUGGACUGUCAGAUUUUAUUAAAAUAAACUUCCAGUAUAUCCUG